Molecule: messenger RNA, 5181 nt
Organism: Doryrhamphus excisus (bluestripe pipefish)
Lineage: Eukaryota; Metazoa; Chordata; Actinopteri; Syngnathiformes; Syngnathidae
Gene: emilin1b
Product: elastin microfibril interfacer 1b
Molecular function (GO): protein binding
Source: RefSeq, a predicted model, not a curated record
UCGUGUGUGUUGAGCAGACGAGGAGCGGAGAGCAGAUGGAUUUGUCCUGCUGGGUCUUUUCUUUCUUUCACUUCUUUACUUGACAAGUAGUGAUGGACUAAAAGAGGAACAAAAGAGCAGCGGGAGCGGAUGACAAGAGGAGAAAGUGUCUUUCCAUUCUGGACUUUAUGGAUCAGCGUCGCUAGGACGACUUUCAUCCACUUUUUUUACCCCCCACACACUUUGCUCUCCAUGGAGCUUCGACGUUUGUGUCCACUUGAAGGAGCCUGAUUCCGAUCCAUAAUCCACGGGAUGGCCUCCCUCGUCCUGGUCCUGCUUUGUCUUUGGACCUGGGGACACGCCAAAAGCGCGUUCGCGCUCAGAACCUCCUACAGCCUCUAUGCAGGCGGGAACGCGCACGGUGCCCGAGUGGCCAGCAGACACAGGAACUGGUGUGCGUUUGUGGUAACAAAGACAGUGAGUUGUGUAGUUGAAGAUGGAGUUGAGACAUAUGUGAAGGCAGACUACCAUCCCUGUGCCUGGGGCAGCAGUCAGUGCAGUCGAGUGGUCGCCUAUCGUACCUUCAUGAGACCCAGGUACAAAGUAGCCUAUAAAAUGGUGACACAAAUGGAGUGGAAGUGUUGCCAGGGUUACAGUGGAGACGACUGCAACAGUGGUCCAGUGGGUGGGACAGGAGCCACCAACAGACCCCAGCCAGGACUAGGAGGAAGUGGUAUGAGCACCGGACAAGGAGGCUUCAACACAGGCUUUGGACAUAAUGGGGGACACAGUGGAAGAGCGGAUACUGAAAAGAUGAGACAGCUGGAGGAUAAGAUCCAUACUCUAACCAAAACUAUUGAGGACCUGCAGUCCACCAUGAUGUCCAUGAACGAGCACUUUAAGGGAGGGGUCAACAAACCUGGUGUUGGCGGCAGUGGCGGUAUCUCUUCUGGAGGAAGAAACCCUGCAGAUGCUGCUCAGCCAGAGAUUAAAGAGACAAUCCACAGCAUUCAGGCCAAACUGGAUCAGCUGGACAAUCGUACACAGGCUCACGAUAAAACCCUGGUCAGCAUCAACAACCAUCUAGUCAACGGAAAAGGGAACGAUCUGGAGGGAGGUGUUCCUGGAGGAGGUUUGAGCGGAACCGUCCUCAACUCGUUGAAGGAAGAGAUUCUAAAGGAGCUUGAGAGAAGGGUUUCGCUAUCGUGUUCUUCCUGUCAGGCUGGUGUGGAGGACCUACACAGGCAGCAACAAGAAGAUCGUGAAAGAAUCCGGGCGCUGGAGAAGCAGCUCAACGCCAUGGAUGUUCGUUAUCGACAGGCGCUCGAUGGAUUGCGGCGGGAGGUGGCCACUUCAAAGGGAUGCUGCGACGGCGUCAACGACCUCAGAAACCGCGUCACUGAUACCGAACGCAAAAUCAGCUCGACGGCAGAGAACUUUGACGUCCUGCAGAACCGCCUGAACGACGCACUCAAGGGAGGAAGUGGCGGCGGUCGUGAGAACGGUGGCUUUCAAGGAGGGGCAAUCGGCGGCGGUAGAAAGGAUGUCAUGGUAACGGAGGAUCAUGUCAACAGUUUGCUGAAGCAUUUGGAACGGCGGGUUAACGACACCAUGGAGCAGACGGAACAAAGCUGCGCAUACCUGGAAAAUGAUUUGAAGGACUACUUUCACAGAGAACUCUCUGACCUCCGAACUGUCUUCCUGGACCGUUUUGACGAUCAGGCCUUCAGGAUUGCAGACGUGGAGCUGGAUGUGGGGAUGGUUAAGCAGAGAGUGAACGAGCAUGACAAGACACUGUCAGCACUGGAGAACACCACCUCAGUCCUGAACAGGAACCUGGACGAGUGCGGCUGCAGAGGCACGACGGGAGAAGGGGAGGUCGGAAGAGGGGGAGGAGGGAAUACCGUUAAUGGUGGAGGUCAGGGAGGCACUGCUGGAGGUGACAGUGCUGGAGAUGGCAGGGCUGGAGGUGGAGGCAAAGGAAGUGUGAAUGUAGGAGGAGGAGGAUCAUCUGGAAUAGGAGGGGGAGGAUCAUCUGGAAUAGGAGGGGGAGGAUCAUCUGGAAUAGGAGGAGAAAGGGAUAAUUCCACACAGAAAUCACUGGAGUGGAGAGUGGUGGCCAACGAGGAUCAGAUUCGACAUUUCAACACCAGACUCAAAGACCUGUCAGUGUCUGGGGACUCUCUUAACGAUAAGGUAGUGGACCUGAGCCAUGACGUCCGUAAGAUCAAGGCUUUGACAGGUGAUCACGGUGAACACUUUAACCGCAUUGUGACAGAGGUGGAGUUGCUCGGCCAGGACUGCUACCUAUGCGGGACGCUGGAAGAUGAGUUACGGAAGUUGCAAAACCAUUCCAAGGAGUCACUGGGCCGGCUGCAGAGCCACGUCAACAGACUUCAACUCAGCGUGGACUCUGGGGGUCCCUGCAACCAGAUCUGCUCACACUUGCAGGAUCAAGUUCGUCUUCUGCGAGAGGAUGUCUCACGGUGCACCAGUCGAUGUGGUGGUUCUGGUAGCGGUGGUUCAAGCGGUGCAAAUGGAGGUACCGGUGCAGAUGGACACGGUUUGAAUGCUGAGAGACCUUUAGAUGGUCACAGUGUGAUUGGAGGCUCCAUGAGCAACAACCAGUUGAAGACGCUGCAGGGUGAACUCUCUGAAGUCAUCCUGACCUUCAGCUCCAUAAACGACACCCUCAAGGGUCUCGAACACACGGUUCAGAAACACGGCAGCGUCAUCACCGACCUGGGAAACACCAAGGAUAAGAUCAUUUCGGAACUGGACAAAAUCCAACAGGAGGUGACAGAACACAUUGAGGAAAGUCGGGACCGGUUCAGUGGGAUGGAGCGGGAUGUCCUACGUUUUGAGAACAUGUUGCUGGUGGAGAUGGGAGCCUGCAAGAGAUCUGGAGACGGGCUGGAGAAGAGGUUAUCCAAACUUGAGGGCGUCUGUGGAAGAAUGGACGGAGUCUAUGACUCCAUCCACAAGAUCAAAGAAGGACUGAACCAGCAUGUAUCUAGUUUAUGGACUUGUGUUUCGGGUCUAAACAACUCCGUUGUCCAUCACGGAGGAAUCUUGGACAGCGUCCAGACCCGAAUGAAGAACCUCAACUUCAGCGUGAAUAACAUGUUGAAAGACUUGCAGAGCUUCUCAGACCUUGGACUCGCUGGGCGGCAAGGACCUCCAGGACCUGUGGGACCCCCAGGAGAGAAGGGUUUCAAUGGACUGCCGGGUCCCCAAGGGCAACCUGGAUUUCCCGGAAGACCAGGAGAAAGUGGUGCACGUGGUCUACCAGGUCCCAAAGGAGAGACAGGAACGCCGGGUGCCGAUGCUCACUUUCCCAAACUGUCAUUCUCUGCUGCUCUGACUGUCCCGAUGGAGCGGGCAGGAACCAUCGUCUUUGACAAGAUCUUUGUCAACGAAGGAGACUUCUAUGACCCGAGAACAGGUAUUUUCACAGCCCCCAUUGAUGGACACUACUUCUUCAGUGCCAUCCUGACUGGCCAUAAGAACGAGAAGAUCGAGGCGGUUUUGUCCAAAUCCAACUACGGCAUGGCCCGUGUGGACUCUGGGGGCUACCAGCCCGAGGGCCUGGAGAACAACCCCAUGGCCGAGACUAAAACCCCUCCGGGCUCACUGGCGGUCUUCAACAUCAUCCUACCGCUACUGGCUGGGGACACGGUCUGCAUCGACCUGGUGAUGGGCAAGCUGGCCCACUCUGUGGAACCGCUGACCAUCUUUAACGGGAUUCUGCUCUAUGAAGCCAUGUGACGGCCCAAAGCACGACCAGACAAGGACAGAGUACCUGAAGAACAAGACAAGCCCACAGGAGGCAGCACCAAAACCUCGAUAUCGCUUCUUGAUUCUGAAGUGAACUUUUAGGAAGACAUUUUUGUAACGUUCAGGGAAACUCGUUCAAAGCAGCUUUAUGUGAUGUGAUUGUUUAAGCAGGCUUUUUACAUACCUGGAGAACUUCUUGUUGACUGGGGGAAAAGAAGUAUUUGAUUCCCUGCUGAUUUUAUAAGUUCAUUCAUUUAUCCCCAUGUUGGACCGCCACAGAUUUAGUGCCAUAAUUUCUUUUAAAAAAAAUUUUUUUUGGCGCCCUCUGUUCACUCACUCAUGAAACGACGUUGAUAGAACAUCUAGUGGUCGACUUGUCUGACUUGUGAAUGUUUUUGUUUGUCUCAGUGUGUCAUGUGAUGGACUGGUGAGCUGCGCAGGGUGUAGUCUGCAUAGCUGGGAUCGGCUCCAGCUCUUUGUAAAAAAAAAAAAAGGUAUGGAUGGUUUUCAAUCCAGAUGCUGACCCUGAACCCGUGUACCGUGCCUCCGAAUUCUUGUAACAUUCACACACUGUUGUUGUUUUUGAACGCAUACGUGUGCGUUCAAUGUUCAACUGGUAUAAAAGUUCCACUUUUUAAUGUUUUAUCAAUUGCACAAUGUUUUGUCUAUAAGCCACUCAAUGUUCUUUUAUUGACAAUUAUCCCCCAAAAUAGGCUACUUUGUAUUUCCUUCAUAUUUGGGGACGGGGGGAUUUGUGAAAGUAAUAAGAGCACAUUAGAUAUAUUGUCUUACAAAAAUGUCACAUCCUAAUUUUUAAGUUUUCUUUUAGAAAAGAUGAAUGUAUGGUAAUAAAACAGAAAUAUUUAAUGCAUAGAGGUUACUGCGUGUCAUUAUUAGUGUGCAGUGUUUACAUAUAUCAUUUAUGUCACAUGCAUGCAUAUGAAUAAUUUGUCCAUUAUUCAUUCAUUUUCUACCGCUUUUCCUCACGAGGGUUGCGGGGGGUGCUGGAGCCUAUCCCAGCUGUUUUCGGGCGAGAGGCGGGGUACACCCUAGACUGGUGGCCAGCCAAUCACAGGGCACAUACAGACAAACAACUAUUCACACUCACAUUCAUACCUAUGGACAAUUUGGAGUCGCCAAUUAACCUAGCAUGUUUUUGGAAUGUGGGAGGAAACUGGAGUACCUGGAAAAAAACCCACACAUGCACGGGGAGAUGGCCGAGGGUCGGAUUGAACACUGGUCUGCAUGCUAACCACUCGACCGCCGUGCAGCCCUUUGUCCAUUAUAUUAUAUUAUUUAUUAUAUAUGGUGCAUGUGCCCAGCGUGAUAUAGGGAUGUCCUGAACUAAUAUUGAGGCUCGGGAUCUGCUUUUUGAAGAUAUAAUGUGUAACAUCCGUAACUCUGGGCCACAACACUAUAUACACA